UAGUUGACAAGCUAAUGGAAGGCUGUCCUUCAGAUCACUCUGAUCAGGAGAAGUUUCAUUGCUGCUUGUAGAUAGAUUGCAUUAUUGAUUCCCAAUUGGCUGUUGACUUGUUUUUACUGGAAUGGGCUGAUUACUGGCCCCAAACUCCCAACAACUCCCAGCUCAGAACCCCUUCCCAAGGAUCCACAAGGCAAGUCCCUGCUUGGUGUCAACCGAGGACUCAGCUCCAGGAAAAUCUGCGUUGAUGGAAAUGGGAAAAAAUUCUCAACAAAUGGAGUCUCUGAGGAGUCGGGAAUCCAAGUACAUCGACACCCAACCACUCUACCAGAAUUACUGGCUCCAAAAACUGGGAGGAGACCAAGGGAAGCUGAGGAAAGACUGCUCUGUGUUAGAUACUACACUGUCCCUGGCUGGUCUCGUCUCUUCCUCCAUCCUCAACUCCUCCUCCUCACAGCUGUCCCCUAAAGAUUCCAGCUUCACCUUCUGGCGGGAGAUUCCCGAGGUGAAAGCCAGCGGAGUGCUGGCCUCCAUCACCGCCCAGGAAUGCACGCUGCAGGAAGCUAUGUUUGAAGUCAUUACCUCUGAGGCCUCCUACUUGCGCAGUUUGACGGUGGCCGUCAAUCACUUCAGUAAGUGCCGGGAGCUGCUGGACACCCUGACUCCCACCGAGGUCCACACUCUCUUUUCCAACCUGCUGGGUGUCCGGGAAGCCAGCGAGAGGUUCCUCUUGGAGCUGGAGGACCGUCUGGAGGAGAAAGUGCUCGUUACCAACAUCGGUGACAUCGUUCUCAAACACUGCGCUGCCUUCCGGAAGGUUUAUGUCCCCUACGUCACCAACCAGAUGUACCAGGAGUCCAUGAUGCAGCAGCUGGUUGGGAAUGAGAAGUUUACCCAGGUGCUGAGGGAACUGGAGGCAAACAGCAUGUGCCAGCGACAGCCACUCAAGUCCUUUCUGAUCCUACCUUUCCAGAGAAUCACACGGCUGAAGAUUCUGCUCGAGAAUAUCUUGACAUUGUCUUCCCCAAAGUCGUCGAUGAGCGAGUGUGCCAGGAGUGCAGUGGGAGCAAUUGGAGAGAUUGUGUCUGAAUGUGACAAGAACGUGAAGAAAAUGAAGCAGAUCGAGGAUCUGGUGUAUCUGGAGAAACGACUGGAAUUUCCCAAGACCAAGUCUCUUCCUCUCAUCUCUCAAACUCGUUGGCUGGUCAAAGAAGGGGAGCUAAAGGAGAUCUUUGUACAGGAACCUGGAGCCACCACCACCUCCCUCCAUCUGCACCUCUUUAAUGAUCUGCUGCUGCUCUCCAGGAAACGUGCUGAAGGGACAUUUUCUGUUGUGGACUAUGCCAAGCCCUCGAAGGUCAAGGCCAUCUGCUUCCAGACCAAAUCGCUGGUGUUUGUUCUCCAACUGUCUGAGAAUCACGAGGGAAACAUCAAAAGAAUGAUCCUGGGAGCAGAUAAUCAGUGUGAGUUGCAGGACUGGGUCACGGCCAUUUCUACUCCGGGUGUGACUCCAACUUGCUGAGCGCUUGGUGGUGAGCAGCAAUGGGCAACGGCAGGAGCUAACCUGCCCCGGUGCCCAGAUAGAAACCUCGCUGACCUCAUGUAUCAGUUAUCUCCGAAUAAAAAUUGAAGGAUUGAAACGGUGACUGGGUAAAGGAUUCUCGAGUAACACGUUCAUCGUGGGGUUCAUGUUUGUUUGACUCAGAGACUGGCGAGCGCUUGAUAUCCCUCUCUCACUGACAUUAAUCCAGGUCAAUGUCGGAUGCAUCAAUUUCAGACCGAACUUCAGAACAUUGUGAAUUGUUCUGUGCACAAGUCUUCAAUUUUGAAGAUAAAACGGGUCUCACCGGGUGGAGACUGAGGUGAAUUCCAGGCCCCAUCUUGGUUGUUCCACGAGAGGGGCGUAGUAAUAAAGAGCCCAUUGAAGGAUCCUUGGGGAAUGGUGGGGAGGGAGAGCUCAAGUGCUGUGGGACACUACCCUGUGUGACGGGUGCUAUAUAAAUGCAAGGUGUUGUUGAGAGGGUUGUUGAAUGGUGACUGGAUUUGGACUGAGGAGUCUGAAUCUUCUUCAAACGUCCAAUUAAUUUUUUUUUUCUCAAGCUUGCACGCUCCCAAUUCCUGCCACUGAAGACCUCAAAUGAGCAACACCAAAGACGACCGGUCUCCUUGGUUCUGAAUGAAAUAUUCUGAACGAAGGUCUUAAAGUGAAAACCAUUUUUCUAUAAAAAAAAUGUUUCUGUAAAACUGGUUUCCAAAUUGAUUGAAUUCAUAAAAUUACAAAAUCUUCGCACGAACGCAGACACACGAACAACCCUUGUCUUACGAUGUAGGACCUGGUUAAAAAUUUUGGACUUUGCAUUUCUUCCUUGUUCAUAGGAAAAGUUUCAGCCGAAUCGUGUCAGAGCCAGACAUCUCCACCAGAGGCGACCUGUUGAAUAGCACCGCACAAAUCUCAUAUUACUGUGAGCUUACUAACAGUGCUGAUUAACACACUUGGAAAAUGUAAAAAUAAAGUAAUUUAGCUUUUA
Callorhinchus milii (elephant shark) is the source of this 2525-nucleotide messenger RNA. RefSeq names its product rho guanine nucleotide exchange factor 19. Gene Ontology annotation, cellular component: cytoplasm; nucleus. The coding region runs from base 245 to 1519 and encodes 424 amino acids. The record is from RefSeq and is a predicted model, not a curated record. Lineage: Eukaryota; Metazoa; Chordata; Chondrichthyes; Chimaeriformes; Callorhinchidae. Gene Ontology annotation, biological process: activation of GTPase activity. The transcript is spliced from 11 exons. Gene Ontology annotation, molecular function: guanyl-nucleotide exchange factor activity.